Corvus hawaiiensis (hawaiian crow) is the source of this 2352-nucleotide messenger RNA. It is a transcript of the gene PDZK1, whose product is annotated as PDZ domain containing 1. Bases 766 to 2352 code for a protein of 528 amino acids. Gene Ontology annotation, biological process: protein localization to plasma membrane. NCBI's taxonomy places the organism in Eukaryota, Metazoa, Chordata, Aves, Passeriformes, Corvidae. Gene Ontology annotation, cellular component: apical plasma membrane. Gene Ontology annotation, molecular function: protein-membrane adaptor activity; signaling receptor binding. The transcript is spliced from 9 exons. The record is from RefSeq and is a predicted model, not a curated record.
UUUCCCAGUGCACAUGCAGCCUGGCCAGUUUGCCAUGCCUCACUAUAUUGAUAUCACAGACACCUCCCUCCACCUGUUCCAGGGAGACUUCACCUACAUGGGUCACUUGAUUGCAGUGCAUGUUUCACAUGUGUGAUGGCCUCAUCAGUCAGGACCCACUCCUCAAUCACAAACCCAUUUUUUCAUUGCAUCUCUCCCAUUUAUGGUCCUUAUCUUGAAUUCUUCAAGUGUUUUCAUCCUGUUUUCUCCCCAUGUUCUGUAGAGGAAUGGGGUGAAAGUGGGUCAGUGGGCAUCUGGCUGCUGGCCAAGGUUAACCUGACACAGUCUUUUUUUUUUUUUUUUAUCCAACACAGGGCAUACAGAUUUUAACCAGUAACUUCCUAACCUGCAGUCAAAUGCUCCGGGCCCAAGUCAAUCCAGCACAAUCCAAACAUGCUCCCUUUAAGACAUUUCUCAGAGCAGGAGAAGCUCUUGCCCAGAGCAAAGGUCAGGCUUGCCUCAGAUGACCUCCUUGACUGAGUUUUUGAGUAUAAUAUCUGCAGGACAAAACGCAAAGUUGCUGAGAAAUGCACGUGAUUAGCACUUCUGCCCACAAGGACAAGACAGCCUAUCAAGGUAUCACACAUUCAGUGAAACUUGGUUAAAUGAAUCAUCUUUUAAAUCAACCUUUGCCCAAUCAAAGUUCAGCCUUACUUAUACGUACAGCCACAGGAGGAACAGCAAAAGAGAACUCCUGUGAAGGCUGCUCUACAUAGAUAUACAGAGAUGAGUUCUGCUCUGCAGCCCCGAGAGUGUAAAGUGAGCAAGAAGCCCCAAAAGAACUACGGCUUCUUCCUGCGUAUUGAAAUGGACACCGCAGGGCACAUCAUCCGGAACGUGAAACACAGCAGCCCAGCCGAAGGGGCUGGCCUGAAGGAUGGAGACAGGGUCCUCAGGGUUAAUGGUGUCUUCGUGGACAAGCAGGAACAUGCACAGGUGGUGGAGAUCAUCAAAAACAGUGGGAAUUCCGUUGUGCUCCUUGUUCUGGAUGACGCAUCCUAUGAAAAGGCACAAAAGGAGGGAGUGAACUUGGAAGAGCUGGGUCAAAAGGCAUCAACAGGACAACAGCAGGAGCAGCAGUGCCAACCCUCCAUGGGCAACAGAGGAACUGCUGCAGUUCCACAGCCCCGGCUCUGCUACCUGGUGAAGGAGGAGACAGGCUACGGCUUCUCUCUGAAAAGCACAGAAGGACAGAAGGGGUUGUUCAUAGUAGAGCUUUCAUCACAAGGAGCAGCUGCAAAGGCUGGUGUCCAAAAUAACGAUCGCCUGAUUGAAAUCAAUGGAAAAAAUGUGGAAAAUGACACACACGAGGAAGUGGUGGAAAAGGUAAAGAAGUCUGAAAAUCAUGUUAUGUUUCUACUUUCAAAUGAAGAAACAGACCGCUAUUUCAAAAGCCAGAGGAUGGCACUGAGCAAAGACAGCGCCAGCCUAAGGUUGCUUCCCCUCAAACCACGACUUAUUGAGAUCCAGAAGGGAAAAAGUGGUUAUGGAUUUUAUCUACGGAUGGAACAAAACACUGGUGACCACAUAAUCAAAGAUGUUAAUUCUGGAAGCCCAGCAGCUGUGGCAGGUCUCAAGGACAAUGACAUCUUAGUGGCUGUCAAUGGUGAGCGAGUGGAUGGGCUGGAUCAUGAAAGCGUAGUGGGAAAAAUUAAGCAGUCCGAGGCAAAAACCUCCCUGUUGGUAGUGGAUAAGGAAACUGACAGCAUGUAUAAACUGGCUCAAAUUUCCCCUUUCUCAUACUACUACAAAGCACAGGAUCCAACUCCAGCUAAAACGGAGGAAAGAUUGGAGUUCCACACUGAGCAGAAAGUGAACCACAAGCCAAGGAUCUGCAGCAUGGUGAAAGGACCUAACGGAUUUGGCUUCAGCUUAAACAUGAUCAAAAACAAGCCUGGAUUGUUCAUCAACGAGGUACAAAGCCAGGGCCCAGCUGACAGAGCAGGUGUGGAAAACGACGACUUCUUGGUGGAAGUGAACGGAGUGAAUGUGACCAACGAAUCCUAUGACAAAGUGGUGGCAAUGAUCCAGAGCAGUGGGGACAGACUGACGCUGCUGGUGUGCAGCAGAGAUGCUUACAGGCAGACUCAUCCUCCUCCUCCCUAUCAGCUGCCUCCACAAGAGCUGACGGUGACAACAGUGAUGACACUAAGUUGUGAGGAGACAAAACUAUGCCAACAACAAAAAAGAAACCUUCCCAAUCUUUUCUUCAGUUCUUCUUUGCUAUUCCACCUCUCAGAACUUGGCUGCUCCAAGGAGUACCAAAACCAUAAAGGAACGCAAACUCUUGCUGCAAUAAACACUUCGGUGUAA